UUUGCGUCUGAGAGCGAAGGCUCGUACUCCCUCGGGUGGUGGGCGAUGGGCGUCAGGCGAGGAGGAGGCCGGCGUUAGCGGAGCGCGGGAGCUGCGGAUUCGUGGUGCAGUCUCUAGAGUGAAAGCUUAUCUGAAGCCACAAAUCUGUUGCAAGCCUGUCUCCUAGUGAGAUGUAUGUAGUUGGCAACUGGAGGUCCACAAAGGAAAGAACUACUUUUUAUGAACCACAGCACCCAUCGUUGAAGUAGAAAAGCGAGCAUCGGUCAUCAUGCCUGCUGUAGCUUCAGUUCCUAAAGAACUCUACCUCAGCUCUUCACUAAAAGACCUCAACAAGAAGACAGAAGUUAAACUUGAGAAAACCAGCACCAAGAAUUAUGUACACAGUGCUCAGAAGAUCUUCAAGACAGCGGAAGAAUCCAGACUAGAUCGCGAUGAGGAAAAGGCCUAUGUGCUUUAUAUGAAAUAUGUGGCGGUUUAUAAUCUUAUCAAAAAAAGACCUGAUUUCAAGCAACAGCAGGAUUAUUAUCUUUCAAUUCUUGGACCUGCAAACAUCAAGAAAGCUAUUGAAGAAGCUGAAAGACUCUCCGAGAGCCUUAAACUAAGAUAUGAAGAGGCUGAAGUUCGGAAAAAACUUGAAGAAAAGGACAGACGGGAGGAAGAGCAGCUGCAACAACAGAAAAGGCAGGAGAUGGGAAGAGAGGACAGUGGUGCGGUGGCCAAGCGCUCUUUGGAAACUGUAUUGGAUUCCAAAAGCAAAACCCAAAGGAUCAAUGGUGAGAAGAGUGAAAAGAGUACAACUGUGGAGAAAGGAGCAAUUACAGCAAAGGAACUGUAUACAAUGAUGAUGGAUAAAACCAUCAGCUUAAUUAUCAUGGAUGCUCGAAAAAUGCAGGAUUAUCAGCAUUCCUGUAUCUUGGAUUCUCUCAGUGUUCCUGAAGAAGCUAUCAGUCCGGGGGUCACUGCUAGUUGGAUUGAAGCGAACCUCUCAGACGAUUCUAAAGACACUUGGAAAAAGAGGGGGAGUGUGGACUACGUGGUACUUCUCGACUGGUUUAGUUCAGCGAAGGAUUUACUGCUUGGGACCACGCUGCGGAGCCUGAAAGAUGCACUUUUCAAGUGGGAAAGUAAAACUGUCCUGCGCCAUGAGCCUUUGGUGUUGGAGGGUGGCUAUGAAAACUGGCUCCUUUGCUAUCCACAGUGUACAACAAAUGCCAAGGUCACCCCACCCGCUCGGAGCAGAACUGAAGAGGUGUCUGUCUCAUUGGAUUUUACUUAUCCCUCACUGGAAGAACCAGUUCCUUCCAUACUUCCUGCCCAGAUGCCACCUCCACCUCUACAAGUAGAUGAAAAUACACAGCUGGUAACAGAUCAGGAUGAAAGACCAAGACCACUGAACCUGCCAGCACCAACUGGACCUAGUGUUGCCCCCAAAGCCGAAGCUUCACCCUUAAUCCAGCCAGUGCCUGCUACAAAGAAUGUCCCACAGGUUGAUCGUACGAAAAAACCAGCAGUUAAGUUACCUGAAGAUCAUAGAAUAAAGUCUGAAAAUACAGAUCAGAGUGGAAGAGUUCUUCCUGAUCGGUCUACCAAGCCAGUGUUUCUCCCUCCAACCACCAUGUUAACAGAUGAAGAAAAGGCUCGUAUUCAUGAAGAAACUGCCCUUCUCAUGGAGAAAAACAAACAGGAGAAGGAACUUUGGGAAAGGCAGCAGAAGGAACAGAAAGAGAAGUUGAGGCAGGAUGAACAAGAGCACAAAGCUGGAAAGACACAGGAUGGGGAAGAAGAUGACAUCACUGAGAAUCAGCAUAAAGCAAAGGACGGACUGGAGAAGAGAGUCAGCAAACAGACCAAGACAGAAGACAAAGAGCCCUCAGCAGACAGGGGCCAGGAAGCCACAGGGACAAAAAGACAAAGUAAGAGUGAGCCUGAGGCUUCCAAUGCCAAGCUAUCUGUGGAAGGUAAAAGGUGUCCCACAUCAGAAGUACAGAAGAGGCCAGCAGAUGUGUCCCCUGCAUCCGUGUCGGGAGAGCUGAGUGCAGGCAAGGCUCAGCGAGAACCUUUGACAAGAGCACGAAGUGAAGAAAUGGGGAGAAUAGUGCCGGGACUGCCUUCAGGCUGGGCCAAGUUCCUUGAUCCAAUCACCGGGACCUUUCGUUACUAUCAUUCACCCACAAACACAGUUCAUAUGUACCCACCCGAAAUGGCUCCUUCGUCUGCGCCUCCUUCCACCCCUCCUACUCACAAGGUGAAGCCGCAGGUCCCUGCCGAGCGGGACAGGGAGCCAUCCAAACUGAAGCGCUCCUACUCCUCCCCAGACAUCACCCAGGCUCUACAGGAGGAGGAAAAAAGGAGGCCAGCAGUGACCCCGACAGUCAACCGGGACAACAAGCCACCAUGCUACCCUAAAGCUGAGAUCUCGAGGCUUUCUGCUUCUCAGAUUCGGAACCUUAAUCCUGUUUUUGGAGGAUCUGGGCCAGCUCUUACUGGACUUCGUAAUUUGGGAAAUACUUGUUACAUGAACUCAAUAUUGCAAUGCCUGUGUAAUGCUCCACAUUUGGCUGAUUAUUUCAACCGGAACUGCUACCAGGAUGAUAUUAACAGGUCAAAUUUAUUGGGGCAUAAAGGUGAAGUCGCAGAAGAAUUUGGUAUUAUCAUGAAAGCACUGUGGACGGGACAGUAUAGAUACAUCAGUCCAAAAGACUUUAAGGUCACCAUUGGGAAGAUUAACGACCAGUUUGCAGGAUCCAGCCAGCAAGAUUCACAAGAGCUGCUUCUGUUCCUCAUGGACGGCCUCCAUGAGGAUCUAAAUAAGGCUGACAAUCGGAAGAGACAUAAGGAAGAGAACAACGAUCUCCUCGAUGACUUUAAGGCAGCAGAGCACGCCUGGCACAAACACAAGCAGCUCAACGAGUCCAUUAUUGUUGCACUUUUUCAGGGUCAGUUCAAAUCCACAGUGCAGUGCCUCACCUGUCACAAAAAGUCUCGGACAUUCGAGGCUUUCAUGUAUUUGUCUUUGCCACUAGCAUCCACAAGUAAAUGCACUUUACAGGACUGCCUUAGAUUAUUUUCCAAAGAAGAAAAGCUUACAGAUAACAACAGGUUUUACUGCAGCCAUUGCCGAGCUCGGCGGGAUUCUCUGAAGAAGAUAGAAAUCUGGAAGUUGCCGCCUGUGCUGUUAGUCCACUUGAAACGAUUUUCCUAUGACGGCAGGUGGAAGCAGAAGCUGCAAACAUCCGUGGAUUUCCCGUUGGAAAACCUUGACCUGUCACAGUAUGUUAUUGGUCCAAAGAACAAUUUGAAGAAAUAUAACUUGUUUUCCGUUUCAAACCACUAUGGCGGGCUGGAUGGAGGCCACUACACUGCCUACUGUAAAAACGCAGCGAGGCAGCGCUGGUUUAAGUUUGAUGAUCAUGAAGUCUCGGACAUCUCUGUGUCUUCUGUGCGGUCGUCAGCAGCUUAUAUCCUCUUUUAUACUUCACUGGGACCACGCAUAACUGAUGUAGCCACUUAAAGAGGUGGAAGCUGUGGGCGUGUUGAUGUUCUCAGAUUGCAGCAGCACAUCUCCUAAUGCUUACACGAAGCUAAUGGGCCGCUGCAGCUGGCUAUGUAGAGGAACUCCAGAGCACUGGGGCUGGUACUAGCACCGUAUAAUUCAGGUCAGUGCUGUUUAUCAAAAGCUGACACUUAGCAGGUAUCAUAGGAAGCGUUCCUUACAGGUAUCAUUUAUUUCAAAACAACUUUUUUUUAGUCUGCCCCAAAGUUAAAAUAAUUCAUUAGCCAGACAUUUAUUAUUCUAUUGGUGUCAGACCAUUGUAACCCUCAUUUUCCUAUUCACUGCUGUAGCCUUUUCUCAUUUCCAGUCCCAGCUCGAUCUACUAUGAAUACUGUAGAAUGACCUAACGCAGACAGGAAUGUAUCUGUACAUAUUUAUUGCACUCUUGCACAUCAGACCACGGUACAUAGUUAACAUGUCCUUCUGUGGAAGCCUAGAAGGAAUUUUUCUUUUUCUUUUGGCCUCUUCUAAGGUAGCUGCAGUGCUUUCUUAGGGAAACGACAGGGCAAACUAUUUUUCUGUUGGCUUCAGGCUGUAUUUGUGCACUAAAUCUUUAUUCUAAAAAAUGGAAACUUUAAUUUUUUUAAAAAGAAUUCAUUUACAUCUACAUUAAAGUCUUAAUGAGAAAAAAAAAUCAUUU
Molecule: messenger RNA, 4193 nt
Organism: Acomys russatus (golden spiny mouse)
Lineage: Eukaryota; Metazoa; Chordata; Mammalia; Rodentia; Muridae
Gene: Usp8
Product: ubiquitin specific peptidase 8
Exons: 20
Coding region: 269-3511 (1080 amino acids)
Biological process (GO): endosome organization; protein K48-linked deubiquitination; protein K63-linked deubiquitination
Cellular component (GO): dendritic spine; cytosol; postsynaptic density
Molecular function (GO): cysteine-type deubiquitinase activity
Source: RefSeq, a predicted model, not a curated record